AUGAUCACCCUUGCGACCCUUCCCUACGACCUUCUCCUCAACAUUGCGCGACACCUGGAGUUGAGCGACAUAUACAAUCUCCAGCUUUCAUGUCGAUCGCUACAUGCGUUCGCGGUCACCCGCCCGGUCUACCGCAACCUCGCGUCCCUGCUGCUCCGCCGCUGUCGCGCGCUCCCGCUCCACGGCUUCCAGCGCUUCACGGACCUCACGGACCAGCAACUUAUCGACGCCGUCAACCAGGCCGCGCGAUUAGAGGCGGCAUGGCUCACACGCGGGCCGAGGCCGGCGUCCGCCAUGCCGUUCGACGGGCCCCCAGACGAGUUCGGGCUCCCGACGCGGACGUGGUACAAGAUCAUCAGCGCGCCGCCUGACGAAGAGGUCGACUGGCUCUCACCGAUCACGUCAAGCUACAGCCUCUGCGCGACGAAGAGCGGCAAGGUCGUGUGCUGGGAUGUGCACCGGGACAUAUGUCUCGCGGAGUGGAAUCCGAAGGAGCGCUGGGAGCUGUGGAAGUGUCGGGUUGAGUUCGACGUCCGGACGGUGUUCUUCACCAUGGCCAAGAUCAUCUCGCGACAGUUGGACGACCGGCUCAUGGAGUUCGUUUUGAUGAAGCUUCACUUUCCAGAAAGCGGUGAGCCUCAGUUCGUCGAACUAGCCACCUUCAAGACGGUCGGCGUGGUCAUGAACGUCUUCCUGCUCGACCCAUCAUCGCGUCUGCUAGCCGCCUUUGUGUGGGUCUCAAGCUCGAACACCAUCGGUCUAUAUACGCUUCUGGAUUGGGACAUCGAGGAGUACGUCUUUAUUGACACGGGCAUUGAUUGCUCGAUAUCUUCGAAUUGGUCGUGCAUCCUUUACAAGGAACAGAUCGUCAUACACUGCGAAGAGUCCGACGUCGCACACCAGUACUUUUAUCCCCUCUCCCUCCUCCAGCGAUAUGUGCGGCCAUCGACGCGCGCGACAGGGUUUAUCCCUCGCAUCUCUGAGCGCGUCUCCCCCAUGGCUAGAAUGACUGCUGCGUUCGUCUUCCCUCCUCGGUCCCAGUCUCAGUCUCGGCAACAGAGCCGCGAGCCGCCCAACGGUCCUUACCAGGAGACUUACAGCUCUGACGACGAAGUGGAGGACCGAGAGGAUGGAGACGGAGAACAAGAUGGAGGGGACGACGGGGACGACGCAGGGGACGACGCGGGCGAAGGAGACGACGAACCGGACCCGAAUCCAUUUCCCUAUCCGCCGUGGUAUCCGGAAAGCGCACACUUCGUUCGGCAAUGGUGGCCGACGCUCUCGUCGGUACCGAAGCUCAGCUGCACCGUGCUCCUUCUCGCGGACCACGAGCCAGAAACGCACAGAACGCGCUACGUCCUCGCACAGCACUACUUCAAAGUGCCCCUGGUGGAGCCAGAAGAGGUUGAAAAUGCGCCGGAAGAGGCCGCGAAGGCGGUCGCGGAGGCGUUCGCUACCGACGCCAAUACCAACGGGCACGCCCUCGCGAACGGCUAUGCGAACGGCCCUCCUCUGCCGCGCGGAGCGGAGUCGUCAAUGAUGCGGCUCUGGUACGUCUCCGAGGCGUUCGAGGUCGUUUGCGUGCUCGACGAGGUGGACGAAGACAUCGACCCCGAGGGGGCGCAGGAGCGCCCGCGUCCGCUUAUGGCCGUGGACUUUGGCCACGCGGUUUGGAUCGAAUUCGCGUUCCCGCUCGACGUCUCCCGGGACGAGAAGCGACUCCGAUUCGUGACCUUCCCUCCCGUUGGCGCGGACCGGCACGCGAUGGCGCGCGGACGCGACGGGGGCGGGCACGGGGGAGGUGCGACGUCGGGGACGCUGGAGGGCGUGGUGCGGACGCUGGAGGUGCCGCCGGAGCUCAACUUGGACACGGUGGAGACGAUCAAUAUCGACCAGAGCCAGGGGGCGAUCAUCGUGUCGGUGCGGGACGGGAAGAUCUUCAUCCUGUGCUACGACUGA
Epithele typhae is the source of this 1959-nucleotide messenger RNA. RefSeq lists its product as uncharacterized. The coding region runs from base 1 to 1959 and encodes 652 amino acids. The record is from RefSeq and is a predicted model, not a curated record. Gene Ontology annotation, molecular function: protein binding. Lineage: Eukaryota; Fungi; Basidiomycota; Agaricomycetes; Polyporales; Epitheliaceae. The transcript has 5 exons.